This is a messenger RNA of Sebastes umbrosus (honeycomb rockfish), 2717 nucleotides long. RefSeq names its product serine/threonine-protein phosphatase PP1-beta catalytic subunit-like. Gene Ontology annotation, cellular component: cytoplasm; nucleus. Gene Ontology annotation, molecular function: protein serine/threonine phosphatase activity. Lineage: Eukaryota; Metazoa; Chordata; Actinopteri; Perciformes; Sebastidae. The transcript has 8 exons. The record is from RefSeq and is a predicted model, not a curated record. Bases 87 to 1070 code for a protein of 327 amino acids. Gene Ontology annotation, biological process: regulation of circadian rhythm; circadian regulation of gene expression.
AUUCUCAUCCAUGGUUACUGUUUCCUUGACAACAGCGCCUCCUCCUGUCUCUAGGGGGGAUCGAACACCACCACAUCAGUGUGAAGAUGGCGGAGGGUGAACUGAACGUGGACAGCCUCAUCUCUCGGCUCCUGGAAGUACGGGGAUGUCGCCCGGGGAAGAUAGUCCAGAUGACCGAGGCAGAGGUGCGGGGCCUCUGCAUCAAAUCCAGGGAGAUCUUCCUCAGCCAGCCCAUCCUGCUGGAGCUUGAGGCGCCUCUGAAGAUCUGUGGAGAUAUCCAUGGGCAAUACACAGACCUACUGAGGCUGUUUGAGUACGGUGGUUUCCCUCCAGAGGCUAACUACCUUUUCCUGGGUGACUACGUGGACAGAGGGAAACAGUCCCUGGAAACCAUCUGCCUCCUGCUGGCCUACAAGAUCAAAUACCCAGAGAACUUUUUCCUGCUCAGGGGCAACCACGAGUGUGCUUCCAUCAACCGCAUCUACGGUUUCUACGAUGAGUGCAAGCGCAGGUUCAACAUUAAGUUGUGGAAGACCUUCACUGACUGUUUUAACUGCCUCCCCAUCGCUGCUAUCAUUGAUGAGAAGAUCUUCUGCUGCCAUGGAGGGCUAUCGCCUGAUUUGCAGUCAAUGGAGCAGAUUCGCAGGAUCAUGAGGCCAACAGACGUGCCCGAUACAGGCCUGCUGUGUGACCUUUUGUGGUCAGACCCAGAUAAGGAUGUACAAGGUUGGGGAGAGAACGACCGCGGGGUCUCUUUCACCUUCGGAGCAGAUGUGGUCAGCAAAUUCCUGAACCGCCACGACCUGGACCUCAUCUGCAGAGCCCACCAGGUUGUGGAGGAUGGAUAUGAGUUCUUUGCCAAACGCCAACUGGUCACACUUUUUUCUGCUCCAAACUACUGCGGGGAGUUUGACAACGCAGGCGGCAUGAUGAGCGUCGACGAAUCCCUCAUGUGCUCCUUCCAGAUCCUAAAGCCCUCAGAGAAGAAGGCCAAGUAUCAGUACGGUGGUGUAAAUUCUGGUCGGCCUGUAACCCCACCCCGCACCACCCAAGCCCCCAAGAAGAGGUGAACGUGCAGCCUUGGCUUCUCCCCACCCUCCUUCUCCCCUUGUCCGUCCCUGGUCUGCCAUCACGGCAACCCCUGUAACUCCCCUGUAUAGCAAAGAUACAGGGCUUAUCUAAUUGCCCAAAUCUUUCUCCUCUUUCUUCCCCACUCACCCACCCCCUCCCCGACUCCACUGACAGCUCUUUUCUUAAUGUGUAUGUGUACAUAAAUUUGCUGUGACCAAUCUGUUUUAUUUUUUGCCUGUUUGUUGGUAUUUUUGAUAUUAUUAACAGAUAAUCUUUCUUGUGGUUUUACUUCCAAAUGCCAUUUGAGGUUCUCUGAGGUUCUGUGUCAUCUCUGUGUAGAGGAGCAAAGUGACUGAGUUAGAGGAAUUUCUUUUUCAGUUUAACAAGUAGAGAUUGAACAUUGUUUUUGCCUUGACCUCUCAAAAUACAGAGAGAAUCCUUCCAAUGAGACUGAGGUUUCUGUGCUAAAUCCGUUGACACAAAUAACAUUUCUUAUAUUCCGGCUUAACAGUUUAAACACAUUACAGCAUUCGCUGUGCACUUGCGGUUGUUGUGUUGGCGCACAUUUUAUAUAUUUAACCAUUGAAAAAGUGCAACUCCCCGUGAGUAACAAAGAAUGUGAAGUGACCGGUUUGAAUGAAAUAUAGAGGAUAAAUCGGACGCCACUGGCAGUGGACACGCUCUCCCCGAACACAACGCCCUCUGGGCAUUGAUUCCUCCACUCUGUUAUGCCUCCCUGUGCCUCGACUCCACACCCACACAAAAACAUGCCGCUCGUCUCACACAGAGCUGGUAUCGACAUUUUCCUGGGUCUAUUUAUUAUUUGUUCUCAUCAAGAUAAUUUCCCCCAUAUAAUCCUCUUAUCCUCUGGAUAUAUGGUGUACUAAAAGUGCUUUCCUAGUCUUUGUAUGAAGAAGCAGUUAUGGAUAGAAAAUAUCUAACAGCACUGGUUGCAAUUUUGCAAGUCUCUAAUGUAUCUAUAAGUAAGCCGUACAGUGUUAAAAAGACCAAAUACUUAAAAAAGCAAGCUUCACAAAAUGCUCCACAGUAUUUGAGUUGUUAGUGCUGAGCACACAACAAAAACAUAAUGAAGGAAGUUUGCUCUUGGAAGCUUUGAAGUAAAAUGCCAGCUAUCCUCCUGUCACAUCACCCAAUCUGUUCUGGUGCAGAGUCUAAAAACUGGAGGAGUCAGGAGUGGGUGGCAGGACCAGCAGGCCGUUACGCUAUGUGACAGUGAUGCCACCUGGUGUACAAAUACAGUAGUACAGUACGAAUCCGAUGUGAAUUUCAAAUUAGACAGCUCAGGAUGGGCUUUUCAUUACAUAUCCAGUACUAAAUGUUGUCAUUCACCACAAGGAGGUACUGGUAGAUGACUUCAGUCCACUGCGAAUAAGACGCAGUUGACCUUUUGUGGAAAACGGUUGCCUCUUUUCUUUCUUUUUCUGGUUUUUUUUCUGCUCUUUGUGGUAUUAAUCUUUCUGUUGUAUUUCUAUGUUCUCUAUUCACAUUGUUCACUUUUUAUUCAGUUAAUUUAUUUCCUAAUACUGAUAAUAAGAAAACAAUAAGGUGUUACCAAAAGCUGUUUUGCAAUUUGUACAAGUUUGUUUGAAAGUCUAUAAAUUCAAUAAAAUGGAUGGAAACCAAAA